Gongylonema pulchrum is the source of this 380-nucleotide messenger RNA. The record is from the annotation of a GenBank genome assembly. Lineage: Eukaryota; Metazoa; Nematoda; Chromadorea; Rhabditida; Gongylonematidae.
CUGUUCAGGAAAGAGACACUUUUUGCAGAGCCUGUUGGUCCAGAGGGACUGAUCGCGAACAACUGUGUAUGGCAUCCUGAUCACUUCCGUUGCUCGCGCUGUGCAGCAGUGAUAACUCGGGAUUAUUACAUGCAUGAGGGCGAUGUGAUGUGCCCUGGAUGUAUACUGCAGCCUCCAGGCCCCUGCGAUAAGUGUGGGUAUGCAAUAGCCGAAACGUAUUUGGAGGCGAUGGACCACGUCUGGCAUCAGAAAUGUUUUCUAUGCUACGGCUGUAAAAAGCCUUUUCCAAGUGCAAAGUAUUGGCUAUUGGAUGGACAGCCGUAUGAUAAUGACUGCUACUGGGGUGCAAGACUUAAUGGAUACUGCCCUGCAAAGUGACC